AAUUACUUUUUCGAUAAAUAAGAAUGGUGCGUAAAUAUUAAUAAAACAAAUAUAUCUUUUUGGGAUUAUUAAAUCAUGGAAGACGACAAUAGAAGAGAAGAAAUUAAGGAAGUAACGGGAGGCAUGGAAGAGGAUGGAACUGCAUUGCAACAAGAAAGAGGUUCUGAUAAUCAGUACCAACAGCUAUCAAGACCCUCCUCCAGUCGCAAACGCAUACGAGACGAAACAGAUUCCAAUCAACAUGACAGAAAGGCAUCCCGUACGAGAUCAAGAUCAAGAUCAAAUAAGCCUCUGCAAAGAAGGCAAUGGAGAAGCGCGAAUGCCUUUUUAAAUUUUAUGCAAGACUUUAGGCAGGUAACGAAAUGCAAAAAUGACGAGGAUAAUGCAAACGUUAUGUAAGCAUAACAAUCAAAUUACAGAAUUAUAAUAAGAUGAAGAGUAGAGAUCUGUUUCGCCUUGGGGGACAAACAUGGCGGCAAAUGUCGCCCACGGAGAAGA
Acromyrmex echinatior (Panamanian leafcutter ant) is the source of this 498-nucleotide messenger RNA. RefSeq lists its product as uncharacterized. NCBI's taxonomy places the organism in Eukaryota, Metazoa, Arthropoda, Insecta, Hymenoptera, Formicidae. The record is from RefSeq and is a predicted model, not a curated record.